ACGUCAGAACGAUUCUCUCUCUCUCGGGUUGGAUUGCGUUAGAAAGGGAGUCGAGAAAAACCAUUGACCUAAGGGGCCGAGAUGGACAAAAGAUCGAACUACAUAUCGCAGAGCUUCCAAUCAUACUGUGAGGUAUAUCUUCGAGACAAUGGCGGAAAAUGGGACUAUUCUUAUUUAUAGAGUCAAUAAACCCCGUGACAUGACCUCAAGAAAGCUUUCAAAACCCAUUUGACGUCAUCAUGAGGUCAUCAUUCACCUGGCACUGACAUGGCAACAUUAUUAAACACUAACCAGUCUUGUAAUAACUCUAGGGGAGAUCCCCAACAGAUGUGCAAAACUAACGGCGCUGCUCUGGGAGCACAAGGUGGGGAGAAUAACGAGCACGAUGAGUCAACUGGAUUUGAUGAACCUGUAAUAUUGACAGGUAGCAUGACGUCACUGAAAACAAACGACGAAAACUGUGAUGACAAAAGACCAAAUAAAGGAAAGUCGGUCGUUUUCCACAGCGAAACUAGUCAGCCAGCAAUAAGGAAGAUUUACAGUGCUUCCGACUGUUGGCAAUACAUGAUGAACGGAAGCAGCAUGGUGAAACUGAAGAGUAGUUCUAGACAAUAUCGUCGAUAUUUUACCCUGGAAGAGGACCUGUCUUUUGUACGGUGGGUGCCGACUGCCAAACAAGCAGCUAAAGCAAAACGUAAGUUGUAGCAUCGUUUGGUGAACUUCUGAAAAUUGUUAAACACUUUGCACUUUCCGGUU
Molecule: messenger RNA, 756 nt
Organism: Limulus polyphemus (Atlantic horseshoe crab)
Lineage: Eukaryota; Metazoa; Arthropoda; Merostomata; Xiphosura; Limulidae
Product: inactive phospholipase C-like protein 1
Exons: 4
Coding region: 268-705 (145 amino acids)
Source: RefSeq, a predicted model, not a curated record